Messenger RNA from Pipistrellus nathusii (Nathusius's pipistrelle), 4677 nucleotides. NCBI's taxonomy places the organism in Eukaryota, Metazoa, Chordata, Mammalia, Chiroptera, Vespertilionidae. The record is from the annotation of a GenBank genome assembly.
AUGGCCGACCGCGGGUGCCCGCUGCAGCCGGUGCCCCUGCCCGCUGAGGUGCGGGAGAGCCUGGCCGAACUGGAGCUGGAGCUGUCGGAAGGCGACAUCACUCAGAAAGGAUAUGAAAAGAAAAGGGCAAAGCUGCUUGCACGUUUCAUACCACUUCUCCAAGGAGUGGACACAUCACUUCAAGCAGAGCCUAGGAUCCCGGGGCCCUCACAAACCAUGGCUGCAGCAUCUAAGCAGCAGAAGCCACGGCCCACCAACUCACGGGAUGAGCGCUUCCGGUCAGAUGUUCACACUGAAGCCGUGCAAGCAGCUUUGGCCAAAUACAAAGAGAGGAAGGUGCCUCUGCCUUCGAAAAGACGGUCUAUUCUUGUGCAUUCUUCUGUGGAAACCUGCACCCCACCAGACACGUCAUCUGCCUCAGAAGAUGAGGGCUCUUUACGGCGACCCGGGCGACUUACCUCCACUCCGCUCCAGAGCCAUUCCAGCGUCGAGCCCUGGCUCGACCGGGUCAUUCAGGGCUCCUCCACCUCAUCCUCCGCAUCCUCCACCUCAUCUCACCCGGGAGGGAGACCUGCCGCCGCACUCGCAGGCCUCAUGGCCCACACCCACAUAGCAGAUCUGCACUCUGCCCCUCCUGAUGUCACCACUGGCCUUGUGGAGUAUUCGCACUGUGAGCGUCCACAGCCAGCCCCUGUGAGAGGCGUCCCUCGGGGGUGCAGCGGACGCCUCCUGGACACAGCAGGUGGUGUCCCUGUGAACAGCAGAGUAUCCUCCAAAAUCCAGCAGCUUCUGAAUACCCUGAAGAGGCCAAAGAGGCCUCCGCUGAAGGAGUUCUUUGUGGAUGAUAUGGAGGAACUGCUGGAAGUUCAGCAACCAGAUCCAAAUCAGCCAAAGCCUGAGGGAAGCCAGAUGGUAGUGCUGAAAGGGGAACCUCUGUCCUUGGGGACACCCUGGCCUCCGUCACUGCUGGCUGCCUUGCAGCGGUGGGGCACAAUGCAGCCCAAAGCCCCCUGUCUGACCGCCUUGGACACAACUGGGAAGGCCGUCUACACCCUCACCUAUGGGAAACUUUGGAGUCGGAGUUUAAAACUAGCUUAUACUCUUCUUAAUAAACUGACUAGUAAGAAUGAACCACUACUUAAACCUGGAGACAGAGUGGCGCUGGUGUUUCCGAACAGUGACCCUGUGAUGUUCAUGGUUGCAUUUUAUGGGUGUCUCCUGGCAGAACUGGUUCCUGUCCCCAUAGAAGUGCCAUUAACCAAAAAGGAUGCUGGCAGCCAACAGAUCGGGUUUCUGCUGGGCAGCUGUGGUGUCACCCUGGCCCUGACCACGGACGCUUGUCAGAAAGGCCUGCCUAAAGCACAGACUGGAGAGGUGGCAACUUUCAAAGGUUGGCCUCCUCUCACCUGGCUGGUAAUCGAUGGGAAGCAUCUGACUAAGCCCCCCAAGGACUGGCACCCGUUGGCCCAGGACGAAGGAGCUGGGACCGCCUACAUUGAGUAUAAAACCAGCAAAGAAGGCAGCACAGUGGGGGUGACGGUGUCCCAUGCAUCUCUGCUGGCGCAGUGCCGGGCUCUGACCCAGGCGUGUGGCUACUUGGAAGCUGAAACACUAACAAAUGUGCUGGAUUUCAAAAGGGAUGCUGGUCUGUGGCAUGGAGUGUUAACAAGUGUCAUGAACAAGAUGCACGUGAUCAGCAUCCCGUAUGCACUGAUGAAGGUGAACCCACUCUCCUGGAUUCAAAAAGUAUGUUUGUAUAAAGCCCAGACAGCGCUGGUGAAGUCCCGUGACAUGCACUGGUCUCUCCUGGCUCAGCGUGGUCAGCGGGACGUCAGCCUCAGCUCGCUGCGUAUGCUGAUCGUGGCCGACGGCGCUAACCCAUGGUCCAUAUCUUCCUGUGAUGCCUUCCUCAACGUCUUUCAGUCGAGAGGCCUGAGGCCGGAGGUCAUCUGUCCUUGUGCCAGUUCUCCUGAGGCACUGACGGUUGCCAUCCGCAGGCCGCCUGACCUGGGAGGACCUCCUCCAAGAAAAGCUGUGUUAUCAAUGAACGGCCUUAGUUACGGUGUGAUCAGAGUUGAUACUGAAGAAAAGUUGUCAGUCCUUACUGUUCAGGACGUUGGUCAGGUGAUGCCUGGAGCUAAUAUAUGUGUUGUGAAGAUAGAUGGUGCCCCAUAUCUUUGUAAAACUGAUGAAGUUGGAGAAAUUUGUGUUGACUCCAAUGCUACAGGCACAGCGUAUUAUGGACUACUUGGGAUCACCAAGAAUGUCUUUGAGACUGUCCCUGUCACUGCAGGAGGAGCACCCGUCUCGGACAGGCCUUUCACCAGGACUGGGCUGCUGGGUUUCAUCGGCCCUGAUAACCUGGUCUUCAUUGUGGGCAAGCUGGAUGGGCUGAUGGUGGUCGGAGUUCGCAGACACAACGCGGAUGACAUCGUGGCCACUGCGCUGGCGGUGGAGCCCAUGAAGUUUGUCUACAGAGGCAGAAUCGCUGUGUUCUCCGUGAGAGUGCUGCAUGACGACCGGAUUGUGCUCGUGGCCGAGCAGCGGCCGGAUGCUUCCGAGGAGGACAGCUUCCAGUGGAUGAGCCGUGUGCUGCAGGCCAUUGACAGCAUCCACCAGGUGGGCGUGUACUGUCUGGCCCUGGUUCCUGCCAACACCUUGCCCAAGGCUCCUCUUGGAGGGGUUCACGUCUCUGAAGCCAAGCAGCGCUUUCUGGAGGGGAUGCUGCACCCGUGCAAUGUGCUAAUGUGUCCACACACCUGUGUCACCAACCUUCCCAAACCUCGCCAGAAACAGCCAGAGGUUGGACCAGCUUCUAUGAUUGUUGGGAAUCUGGUUGCUGGGAAAAGAAUUGCACAGGCCUCCGGGCGGGAGCUGGCCCACCUGGAAGAUAGCGACCAGGCCAGGAAGUUCCUGUUCCUGCCCGAUGUGCUGCAGUGGCGGGCCCACACCACUCCCGACCACCCGCUCUUUUUGCUGCUGAAUGCCAAGGGCACGGUGACAAGCACUGCAACCUGUGUCCAGCUGCACCGAAAGGCUGAAAGGGUGGCUGCUGCUCUGACGGAGAAGGCAAGACUGAGCAUUGGGGACCAUGUGGCUUUGGUCUACCCCCCAGGGGUGGAUCUCAUUGCUGCCUUCUACGGUUGCCUAUACUGCGGUUGUGUGCCUGUCACUGUGCGCCCCCCACAUCCCCAGAACCUCGCCACAACACUUCCCACUGUCAAGAUGAUCGUGGAGGUCAGCAAGUCUGCAUGUGUCCUCACCACGCAGGCCAUUAUGCGACUGCUCAAGUCCAAGGAAGCAGCAGCCACUGUAGACGUCCGGACCUGGCCCACCAUUCUAGACACAGAUGACAUACCGAAAAAGAAGGUGGCUAAUGUGUUCAGGCCUCCCUCCCCGGAUGUGCUGGCCUAUCUGGACUUCAGUGUGUCAACCACAGGGAUUUUAGCAGGUGUGAAGAUGUCACAUGCAGCCACAAGUGCCUUGUGCCGCUCCAUAAAGCUGCAGUGUGAGCUGUAUCCUUCGAGGCAGAUCGCCAUCUGCCUUGAUCCCUACUGUGGCCUUGGCUUUGCCCUGUGGUGCCUGUGCAGUGUCUACUCUGGACACCAGUCCGUGCUGGUGCCCCCGCUGGAGCUGGAAAGCAAUGUGUCCCUGUGGCUGUCAGCUGUAAGCCAGUACAAGGCCCGCGUUACCUUCUGCUCCUACUCGGUGAUGGAGAUGUGCACCAAGGGCUUGGGCGCACAGACAGGUGUCCUCAGGAUGAAGGGGGUGAACCUGUCAUGUGUGCGCACGUGCAUGGUGGUCGCCGAGGAACGACCUCGGAUCGCGCUGACACAGUCCUUCUCCAAGCUGUUCAAGGACCUGGGCCUACCCGCACGCGCCGUGAGCACCACGUUCGGGUGCAGGGUCAACGUGGCCAUCUGCCUCCAGGGCACGGCUGGCCCGGACCCCACAACGGUCUACGUGGACAUGAGGGCGCUGCGCCAUGACAGGGUACGUUUGGUAGAACGGGGCUCUCCGCACAGCCUGCCAUUGACGGAGUCUGGAAAGAUCCUCCCCGGAGUGAAAGUCAUCAUUGCGCACACUGAGACCAAAGGGCCCCUUGGAGACUCACACCUGGGAGAGAUCUGGGUUAGCAGCCCCCACAAUGCCACAGGCUACUACACAGUCCAUGGAGAGGAAGCACUUCAUGCUGACCACUUCAGCGCCCGACUGAGCUUUGGAGACACCCAGACCAUUUGGGCAAGGACUGGCUACUUGGGCUUCCUUCGGAGAACAGAGCUCACCGAUGCCAGUGGAGAGCGACAUGACGCCCUCUAUGUGGUUGGGUCUCUGGAUGAAACACUGGAGCUGAGAGGCAUGCGGUACCACCCCAUUGACAUCGAGACGUCCGUGAUCCGGGCACACAGGAGCAUCGCUGAGUGUGCCGUGUUCACCUGGACCAACCUGCUGGUUGUGGUGGUGGAGCUGGACGGGCUGGAGCAGGACGCACUGGACCUCGUGGCCCUGGUGACAAAUGUGGUGCUGGAGGAGCAUCACCUGGUCGUGGGGGUGGUGGUCAUUGUCGACCCAGGCGUGAUCCCCAUCAACUCUCGGGGUGAGAAGCAACGCAUGCACUUGCGUGAUGGUUUCCUGGCUGACCAGCUGGAUCCAAUCUAUGUUGCCUACAACAUGUGA